Molecule: messenger RNA, 1599 nt
Organism: Ectocarpus siliculosus
Lineage: Eukaryota; Phaeophyceae; Ectocarpales; Ectocarpaceae
Source: the annotation of a GenBank genome assembly
AUGCCGACGGUGGACUCGGAGGGGGCGGGAUCAGGGUCGGACGGCGGAGGAGACCCGGCCGAGGGCGACGGAGGCGCUGAGGCGGAAGGUUCAGCCUCCCCAGCUGCCACCAUGCCGACGGUGGACUCAGAAGGGGCGGGAUCAGGGUCGGGCGGCGGAGGAGACCCGGCUGAGGGAGACGGAGGCGCUGAGGCGGAAGGUUCAGCCUCCCCAGCUGCCACCAUGCCGACGGUGGACUCGGAGGGGGCGGGAUCAGGGUCGGGCGGCGGAGGACACCCGGCUGAGGGAGACGGAGGCGCUGAGGCGGAAGGUUCAGCCUCCCCAGCUGUCACCAUGCCGGGGGUUGACUCGGAGGGGGCGGGAUCAGGGUCGGGCGGCGGAGGACACCCGGCUGAGGACGACGCCGACAUGGAAGGUUCAGCGGUGGCAGCGGUGGCGGCCCAGAAUGGCAGCGGGAGCCUGAGGACGACCUCCCCGCGGACGGGAGCUCUGCAGGAGUCUGGUGGCGGCGGCAGCGGUGGUGACAGCGUGCCUUCGGCGGCGGAGAUGGCCAUGGUCUUGCGGGCACUCCGAGCAUGCCAAUCCGUGGUGUCAUCGUCGGUGGCGGCCCAGCCCGCCGCCGCGCAGGGAGCGGCCCCGUCCGCGCAGGGAGCGACUCCGGCCGCGGCGCAGGGACCGGAGCCGAUGAGGCGCAGCACGCGGAUCGCCGCGAGGGCUGCGUGCACGACCGACGCCACGCCCGCGGGAGUAGGUGAGGAGAACGGUUCCGGGGGCAGCAGGAAGAGGGGCUUCCCGGGAGGGAGGGCGGUCUCGGGCCCGGCGCCGAAGAAGGCGCGCGGCGAGAGCCGCGGCCGCGGUGGAGGGUCGGGCAAGGCUGUGGCCCUGGGCAUCAGCGCGGCGGGUCGCCGGGGAGGAAAGUCUGGCAAGGCUGCGGACCGGGGAGCCGGCCCGGCGGGGUCGAGGGGGAAGAAGAGGUCGGCGGAGACGCUAGCAGGCGUCGAGAGCUCGGGUCGGGAGGCGAAGAGGUCGCGCGGCGGACAGAGAGCGUUCGGUGGAGGAGGUAGGGCAGCGGCAACCGGGUCGGCGGGAAGGAUCGCCGCGGGCGGCGGGGCAGGGACGGCCACAGGGAUCGCCGCGGCGGGGGCGGCGGGGGCGGUGCAGAGUGCUGGGAACGCGGGCGGAGGGUCGGUGAGGCCGGGAUCUUGGCUGGAGGGCUAUGGCGACAUGGGAGACAUGGGAGGAGCGGCGGAAGGCAUCCACCGCACGGUAGGGGGAGGAGCUCCCACCCCCGCGGCCGCCGGCGACAUGAGAAACAUGGGAGGAGCGCGGGUGGGCACCCAGAGUGCGGCAGGGGGAGGCGCCCCCACCCCCACGGCCGCCGGCGACAUGGGAGACAUGGGAGGAGCAAGGGUGGGCACCCAGGGUGCGGCAGGGGGAGGCGCCCCCACCCCCACCGCCGCCCCGCGACUCCGCCGCCGCCGCCGCCGCCAUCCUCGGCAUUUUCGCCGCCGACCCCGACAUCCUCCACGCCUUCGACGCCGCUCCCGCCGCCGCCGACAACGUCGCGGACGCCGCCCCCCCCGCCGCCGCCCCCGCUGA